Molecule: messenger RNA, 486 nt
Organism: Echinostoma caproni
Lineage: Eukaryota; Metazoa; Platyhelminthes; Trematoda; Plagiorchiida; Echinostomatidae
Source: the annotation of a GenBank genome assembly
AUGCAUGCCGGGUUUUCUAAUGCCCGGAUUCAUGUUCACUCCCUGCACAGUUCUCGUAGUGUCGCCUGGCUUGCUGAUGAGGCAUAUCGACGUCGUCAAAUUCUAACUGGACAGCGUUCAGCAACAGCGGUCCGUCGGACUGAUUGUAACGGUGCUGACAUGGUUCGGUUGAGCACACGAGAUGGUGCGUUAUUACUGCACACUGAUCGAUUGCACUCAGUGCUGCCAGCUUUGGGUCAAAGUCCGGGAUCGGUUAUCGAACUUCUAGCCGAGUUACUACAAUCCGAUUCGGGUGCCACCACUUGCACAUUACAAGCACCUCUCCCGAGGGUGACGGAAUUUGGAUCUAGUUCCAUGGCUCCCACUGGCCGAUCUGCCACAAUACCUCUUGCUUCCGCAUUGGGUGAGCGCAAUCGCCGGAAUCUGUUGUUUAUUUGCUUUUGCUUUUUUCAAUUCGCUUGUUUACUCCGAUGCACGCAGUGCUAA